ACAACACCGUGACUUUCUCUUCUACACUCUGUCCUUCUUUUCCUCUCCUCCUAUCUCCCACCCUCUUCUCUCGUUCCCUUCAGCACCUCUUCUUUCCCUGAGGUUGCGCUUCUGGUCACAUUCGUUCCUAUCUCAAGUUCAUCACCUGCAUCCACCACCAUGCGCAACUUGCUUCUUGGGGCGAUCGCCCUUCCUCUCGCUGCUCUCGCACACCCUGCCCAUCAGACAAAUGCCCUCACCCGUCGUACCGUCGACUUGAGUGCUUUCCGCUUGGUGUCCCAGGCCAAGUACGUCGAUUCGGAUGACGCUGUUACCGAUGCCCCAUCUUCGCUCGGCGGUUUCCAAGAGCAGAGCUACGUUGAGACUGCGACUCAGCUCGUCAAGUCCAUCGCGUCCGACGCCGAGUUCCGUGUCGUCGACGAUCACUACGUCGGUGACAAUGGAGUUGCUCACGUCCACUUCCGUCAGACUGCUCACGGCAUUGACAUUGACAAUGCGGACUUUAACGUCAACAUCGGAAAAGACGGAAAGGUCUUCUCCUACGGAAACUCUUUCUACACUGGCGAGAUCCCCAAGGCCAAUCCGUUGACCAAGCGUGAUUUCUCGGACCCGACUGCCGCGCUGAAGGGUGCUUCCAACACUCUGAAGCUUUCCAUUGCCGUGGACACCGUUUCGACCGAGUCGACCGAGGAGAAGGAGUCCUACGUCUUCAAGGGCACCUCCGGUGCUGUCUCUGACCCCAAGGCCAAGCUCGUUUACUUCGUGAAGCCCGAUGGCAAGCUCGCUCUCAGCUGGAGAGUGGAAACCGACAUCGAGGACAACUGGCUCCUGUCGUAUGUCGAUGCCAACAGCGAGGAGACUGUUCACGGUGUCGUUGACUACGUUGCUGAGGCGGACUACCAAGUCUACGCAUGGGGUCUCAAUGAUCCGACCGAAGGAUCCCGAACCACUAUCAGUAACCCCUGGGAUCUCAGUGCAUCUCAGUACACCUGGAUCAGUGACGGAAACACCAACUACACCACCACUCGUGGCAACAACGGCAUUGCCCAGUCCAACCCCAGCGGAGGAUCCAGCUACCUGAACAACUACCGCCCCAGCAGCUCAUCGCUCAAGUUCACUUACCCCUACACCACCAGCUCCACUCCCCCAUCCUCUUACAUCGAUGCCUCCAUCACCCAGCUGUUCUACACCGCCAACACCUACCACGACCUGCUGUACGUUCUGGGCUUCACCGAGAGGGCCGGUAACUUCGAGUACAACAACGGCGGCAAGGGCGGUCUCGGAAACGACUACGUGAUCCUCAACGCCCAGGACGGCUCUGGCACCAACAACGCCAACUUCGCUACUCCUCCCGACGGACAGCCCGGACGUAUGCGCAUGUACGUCUGGACCCAGUCCACCCCUUACCGUGACGGCUCUUUCGAGUCGGGCAUCGUCAUCCACGAAUACACUCACGGUCUCUCCAACCGUCUCACCGGUGGUCCCUCCAACUCCGCCUGCCUCAGCUCCUUCGAAUCCGGCGGCAUGGGCGAAGGAUGGGGUGACUUCAUGGCGACCGCCAUCCGCCUGAAGUCCGCCGACACCCGCUCCAAGAACUACCCCAUGGGCGCGUGGGCCGCCAACCAGGCCGCCGGCAUCCGCGCAUACCCCUACUCGACCUCAACCAGCACCAACCCUCUCACCUACACCAGCGUCAACGGCAUGACCUCCGUGCACGCCGCCGGUACCGUCUGGGCCACCAUGCUCUACGAAGUGCUGUGGAACCUGAUCGACAAGCACGGCAAGAACGACGCCCCUCGUCCCACCUUCGAGGACGGCAUUCCCACCGACGGCAAGUACCUGACCAUGAAGUUGGUCAUUGACGGAAUGGCUCUCCAACCCUGCAACCCCAACUUCGUUCAGGCCCGUGACGCCAUCCUGGACGCCGACGCCGCUCUGACCGGCGGCGUCAACAAGUGCGAGAUCUGGAAGGGUUUCGCGAAGCGCGGUCUCGGCUCCGGCGCUCGAUACAGCUCUACCAGCCGGACUGCCAGCACGACCAUCCCUUCGGGUGUGUGCUAGACUAGACUUUCUCUUACGGAGUCCAGGUUCAUAGCCAUAGUUACGCUACUUAGUACGUAGCCAGAGCUGCAUCCUUCAUGUCCAUGAUUCAUUCCUACUGUGAUUUAUGAUAUUUAAUCCUCCAAUCCAAGGGAGAGAACAAAAC
Molecule: messenger RNA, 2206 nt
Organism: Aspergillus steynii IBT 23096
Lineage: Eukaryota; Fungi; Ascomycota; Eurotiomycetes; Eurotiales; Aspergillaceae
Product: extracellular metalloproteinase
Exons: 5
Coding region: 160-2061 (633 amino acids)
Molecular function (GO): zinc ion binding; metalloendopeptidase activity
Source: RefSeq, a predicted model, not a curated record